Messenger RNA from Porites lobata, 2477 nucleotides. Lineage: Eukaryota; Metazoa; Cnidaria; Anthozoa; Scleractinia; Poritidae. The record is from the annotation of a GenBank genome assembly.
AUGAAUCCAAAUAGUAGAUACAACGGACCGAAUAUCUUACUUGAGCUCAAACAAGCCCGCGCAGAUUUUCGUCAGGCUUGCCAGGGAGAAGAGCAAUUAAAAAAAUCACAGGUAAGCUUAUAAAGAAACAAUGAUUAUUUUUGUGAAGCAGAGUGAAAGUAAAAUCGUAACGAUUUGAACGAGAGAACUUUCGAAGAAUAUUUAUAUUAAGCAUAGAUGCUAUAAUAGUAUCUUGUAGAAUUCAUAUUUGGUAUAGAACAACAAUAAUCUUUUGUACAUGUAUUUAAGCGACAGAGUACAACGAUGAGACAAAACUGAGCAAUUUCUGCCAAUGAUUGUCAUUUUGCCGAUUAUUGAAAAAGAUUAUGUCACAUUUUCUUCGAUUUCUUUUUCUAGUUUCAUAAUUUCGUUUUUAAUUAUUUUUAUUCUAAGAAUAUUAAAGUACACAGGAAGCAGAAAUAUUUCUUCAUUCAAAUUGUGUUUAUAGGAACACUGUCAUAAACUUGAUCAUGUCUCUGAAUAUUGUAUUUUGUAAGGUUUCACUGUAGCACCUGUAAGAACGAUAAACAAUUACCGAGGAUUAGUUUCAAACCUCUUUUCUUCCAUUUGCAACCUUUAUACAGCACCAGUUUCACUUACUUGAACAAUGCUUAUAGAAUGUAACUUACAGUUACCAUUAAUAUCAUUAUUAUUAUUAUUAUUAUUGUUAUUAUUAUUAUUAUUAUUAUUAUUGUUAUUGUUAAUGUUACAAUUAUGUAGGAGCAUCUAAUUUAUCAGAGCUUGUUUGAAUGAAGCCCUGACAUUGUUAAGUUUUCUUCAUGAGUGACCAGCUGUAGAUACCUUGUUAGAAGCCCCUUGUGGAAGGGACGGGAGGGGAGGGGGGUUACUUGGGAUAAUCUUUGUCGGGUCUCUGCCACCACUAGCCUCUCAGAACCCCUACCCCAUUACAGUGGCCAUAUUAUAGACCCCAUCUUAGUCACUUUAGAAAAAACGUGAUCCCAACUUAGUGACUGUCUGUUUAUGCAUCUACCUUAUAACACCUUUUGAGCAGGUCAUCCAUAAAUUAACUGACAUGUUUGUUAAAUUUAAUGUGGUGUAAAUCUUCCUAAUACCUAAUUUUUCUGACCCCCAAAAUCCUGAAAACGUGCGACCCCAUUCUAUAACUCUUAAAUAAAAGAAAUAUAAAAGUCAAUCCAGUCGUGAAAAUACGACCCCAUCCAGCAGCACGUACCUGUUAGCGUACUUCUAGGAAGUAAACCCCUCCCCUUCCCUCCCCUUCCCCGGGCUGGAAGUCUGUUUAGCCUCUAAGUUUUUUUUUUGUAAGGGCAAAAAAAAAAACGAUAGAGGGUUUCCCUGAGGGAACUCAAGUGAAGCGAAUAUUAUAGGGACAUGUAUAAAACUUAUAUUUAUGGAUCAGACAUGAAGCAGGGGUAAUUCGGUUUCAUAAACUUUUAACUGUAAGCUACAUCUCUUUGCUGAACUCUUAGUUUGUAGUAUCCUGCAUUGCAUGUCGUAAUUGAAUUGAUGUCUCGUCACAGAAAUGACAGAGUAAGCUGAGCUGACUAGCAUAUCCCUGUAGGAUAACAAGUAAAAACAUUAAUUUGUAACUAUUUUAUAUUAGAAAAUGAGAACUCAACAUCCAUUUUAAUGUGUAUAAAUAAUAAAAAAUUGCUUCACUUUUUUAGGCUGAGAGACACAUUUGGGCUCUCAAAGGACUGUACAAAGUAGUAACCAAAAGCAAUCCGCCGGACACUGAAAACGAGAGUGAAUUAUCGGGCCUGGAGCAAACGGAAGAAGAGACAACAAAGCAAGCGAAAGCCUUCAUAAAAGAAACAAAACUAAGAAGAUCUGAGAAUAGUUCUGGUUCUCGAUCAAUAAGCAGGAAAAGAAAAUUGCCCCAAAGUCACUCAAGAUCAAGGACCCCAAAAAUGAGCAAGGAAGAUAAUACAGACAACAGUCAAUCGGAAUCUUCAGAAAGUACAGAAAACAGCAAGAAAGAUAAUACAGACAGCAGUCAAUCGGAAUCGUCAGAAAGUACAGAAAGCAACGACGAGGAAGAUGAAGAGAAGGAUGCGAAACCAAAUAAAAGAAACAAAUUUCGUUGCCCUCUUCGCGGCUGUGGCUCCAAAGUAUAUAAGCUCCCUCGUCAUUUAAAGAAUGUGCAUGGCUGGAGUGCCGAAAGAGCCAGAAAUGCUGUUAAUCAAUUUGACAUGCGCCACGACCAACGAAACUCGAAGAAGCCAAAAGAAGUGAGGAAUAAGAGAAGGAGAAAAGUCUGUUGCGAGUGUGGGCGCAAGCAAAGGUAUCUAUCAAAACACUUACAGAAGCAGCACGGGUACAUACAAGGCACAAAGAGGUAUUGGAAGGCUCUUAAAGAAUCCCGGCCUGUCUAUCAGUCCAGUGCUUCUUUCGCUCAGAAUUUUGUCGAGAUAGAAGGUGACUCACCAGGUGAAGAAGCUACUGAAAAAAAAAAGUAA